Messenger RNA from Callithrix jacchus (white-tufted-ear marmoset), 5374 nucleotides. It is a transcript of the gene SLC9A3, whose product is annotated as solute carrier family 9 member A3. Gene Ontology annotation, cellular component: brush border membrane; apical plasma membrane; plasma membrane. Gene Ontology annotation, molecular function: potassium:proton antiporter activity; sodium:proton antiporter activity. The record is from RefSeq and is a predicted model, not a curated record. Gene Ontology annotation, biological process: proton transmembrane transport; potassium ion transmembrane transport; sodium ion import across plasma membrane. Lineage: Eukaryota; Metazoa; Chordata; Mammalia; Primates; Cebidae.
GGCGGGGAUCCGCCUGUCGCCGGCACCGGCCCCGCAGCGCGCCGGGGUCCUCGCCGAUUCGCGCGUCCCGCGGCCCCAGCCCCGCGCGUCGGCCGAGCCCAGCGGGACCCCUCGCGACCUUCGCGUCCUGGUCCCGCGCUGAGCCGGCGGCGAUGUGGGGACUCCGGGCGCGGGGCCCCGGCGGGGGGCUGCUGCUGGCGCUGGUGCUGGGCGGGCUGUUGUGGACUGGGGGCGUCGAGGUGGAGCCCGGGGGCGCGCACGGCGAGAGCCAAGGCUUCCAGGUGGUCACCUUCGAGUGGGCGCACGUCCAGGACCCCUACGUCAUCGCGCUCUGGGUCCUCGUGGCCAGCCUGGCUAAGAUCGGGUUCCACCUGUCCCACAAGGUCACCAGUGUGGUUCCCGAGAGCGCCCUGCUCAUUGUGCUGGGCCUGGUGCUGGGUGGCAUCGUCUGGGCGGCUGACCACAUCGCGUCCUUCACGCUGACGCCCACCGUCUUCUUCUUCUACCUGCUGCCCCCCAUCGUGCUGGACGCCGGCUACUUCAUGCCUAACCGGCUCUUCUUCGGCAACCUGGGCACCAUUCUGCUGUACGCAGUCGUGGGCACCGUAUGGAACGCAGCCACCACCGGCCUGUCCCUCUAUGGCGUCUUCCUCAGUGGGCUCAUGGGUGACCUGCAGAUCGGGCUGCUGGACUUCCUCCUGUUCGGCAGCCUCAUUGCCGCCGUGGACCCGGUGGCCGUCCUGGCCGUGUUUGAGGAGGUCCAUGUCAACGAGGUCCUGUUCAUCAUCGUCUUUGGGGAGUCCCUGCUGAACGAUGCAGUCACCGUGGUCCUGUACAAUGUGUUUGAAUCUUUCGUGUCACUGGGGGGUGACAAUGUGACUGGUGUGGACUGCGUGAAAGGCAUAGUGUCCUUCUUCGUGGUGAGCCUGGGGGGCACGCUGGUGGGGGUGAUCUUCGCCUUCCUGCUGUCACUGGUGACACGCUUCACCAAGCACGUGCGCAUCAUCGAGCCCGGCUUCGUGUUCGUCAUCUCCUACCUGUCCUACCUGACGUCCGAGAUGCUGUCACUGUCGGCCAUCCUGGCGAUCACCUUCUGCGGCAUCUGCUGUCAGAAGUAUGUAAAGGCCAACAUCUCGGAGCAGUCGGCCACCACCGUGCGCUACACCAUGAAGAUGCUGGCCAGCGGCGCUGAGACCAUCAUCUUCAUGUUCCUGGGCAUCUCGGCCGUGAACCCGUUCAUCUGGACCUGGAACACGGCCUUUGUGCUCCUGACACUGGUCUUCAUCUCCGUGUACCGGGCCAUCGGUGUGGUCCUGCAGACAUGGCUCCUGAACCGCUACCGCAUGGUGCAGCUGGAGCCCAUCGACCAGGUGGUCCUGUCCUACGGGGGCCUGCGUGGGGCCGUGGCCUUUGCACUAGUCGUGCUUCUGGAUGGAGAGAAGGUCAAGGAGAAGAACCUGUUCGUCAGCACCACCAUCAUCGUCGUCUUCUUCACCGUCAUCUUCCAGGGCCUGACCAUCAAGCCCCUGGUGCAGUGGCUGAAGGUGAAGAGGAGUGAGCACCGUGAACCCCGGCUCAAUGAGAAGCUGCACGGCCGCGCUUUUGACCACAUCCUCUCAGCCAUCGAGGACAUAUCUGGACAGAUCGGGCACAAUUAUCUCAGAGACAAGUGGUCCCACUUCGACAGGAAGUUCCUCAGCCGGGUCCUCAUGAGACGGUCAGCCCAGAAGUCUCGAGACCAGAUCCUGAAUGUCUUCCACGAGCUGAACCUGAAGGACGCCAUCAGCUACGUGGCCGAGGGAGAGCGCCGGGGGUCCCUGGCCUUCAUCCGCUCCCCCAGCACAGACAACAUGGUCAACGUGGACUUCACACCGCGGUCAUCCACCGUGGAGGCCUCCGUCUCCUACCUCCUGAGGGAGAACGUCAGUGCCGUCUGCCUGGACAUGCAGUCUCUCCAACAGCGGCGACGGAGCAUCCGGGACACGGAGGACAUGGUCACGCACCACACGCUGCAGCAGUACUUGUACAAGCCUCGGCAGGAGUACAAGCAUCUGUACAGCCGGCACGAGCUCACGCCCACUGAGGAUGAGAAGCAGGACCGGGAAAUCUUCCACAGGACCAUGCGGAAGCGCCUGGAGUCCUUCAAGUCAGCCAAGCUGGGGCUCAACCAGAAGAAGGCAGCCAAGAUGUAUAAGCGGGAGCGUGCCCAGAAGCGGAGAAACAGCAGCAUCCCCAACGGGAAGCUGCCCACGGAGAUCCCUGUGCAGAAUUUCACCAUCAAGGAGAAAGACUUGGAACUUUCAGACACCGAGGAGCCCCCCAACUAUGAUGAGAUGAGCGGGGGGAUCGAGUUCCUGGCCGGUGUCACCAAGGACACAGCAUCCGACUCUCCUGCAGGAAUUGACAACCCUGUGUUUUCUCCGGACGAGGCCCUGGACCGCAGCCUCCUGGCCAGGGUGCCGCCCUGGCUGUCUCCCGGGGAGACGGUGGUGCCCUCGCAGAGGGCCCGCACGCAGAUCCCCCUCUCUCCCGGCACAUUCCGCCGCCUGACGCCCUUCCGCCUCAGCAGCAAGUCGGUGGACUCCUUCCUGCAGGCCGACGGCCCCGAGGAGCGGGCCCCCGCCGCCAAGCCCGAGUCCACACACAUGUGACACCGGCUCCGACACGCCGCUGACCGGACGCUCGUCCCCGCGCCACGGGCCGCCCGCCGCCGCCUCCGCCCCCGAGAAGCCCCCGAUCCCUGCGCGGCUGCAGCUACCGCGCGCCCCGAGCCCCGCCCCACCCGCGCCUGCGCCUGCGCAGAACCCGGAGAGCGCCCUGCCCGCGCCCGCAGAGCCUCCCGAGAGCGAGCUGGGGGCGGGGCCCGCACCAGGGGCGGGGCCGGAGCGCCGGGGGCUGCCGAGUGCGCACGCGCGUUCGGCGGCGGCGCGCCGCGUUCACAGCCGGCGCUCGUUUCAGCGGCCUCGCGCGCGCCGCCGCCCCGCGCUGCUGAAGUUGGCCUCGCUGCCACCCUCGUGCCACGCGCCGCCUCACGCGCUGGAGCAGGAGGAGACGCCGCUGUGACGCCACAGGCGGGAAGGGCCCGCGCGCCAGAGCUGGCCGCUGGCGCCCGUCCCCACCGUGGCCCCGAAACCGUGGCUCGCCCAGAAGGGGUUCGCAGGCGGGAAACCAGCCCUGAUAGCUCCGGGCCCCUCCCUGCCCCGCGCCUCUUCCCGGGACCCACUCAGGGACCUCCCAAGCGCCAGGACCCGGGGCCCGACCGCCGUUUCCAGGCCCUCGCCGGGCCUUUGAGCUGCAGGGAAAGCGGCGGAAUGUCUUCCGUCUGCUCAGCGCUUGGGGUUUAGACUCCCGGAGCCAGCACGUGCUCCGUGUCCCUCCCGGGUUCCGUCCUGCCCGCGACGGGUCUCGGUGGCUGCCCUGGGCACCGCGGUCUCCGCCCUGAUCUGUCGUCCCUGGCGCGGAGGGCGCCCGGGGUGCCCCGGCUGGGUGAGAGGUGGCCUGGCUGGCGGCGCUUGCCGGGAAUCAUGGCCGGUCCUAAGUGGCUGCCCUGGUCCCCUUCACACAGCGGGGAGCGCCAAGGGGGAAUGGAGGUGCCCAGGGCACCCCGCAGGCUCAGGCCCUCCACGGAGACCUGCUGAGACCCCUGGGCCUGUCCUGGACCCUCCCCACCGCCUCCAGCGUCCCUGGGCGGGUCCUGGUCCUCCGCGGGGACACCGGCUUCCAGCCCGAGUCCCGGGAGGCCGAGUCCAGAGUGGGCGGAGGCCGCGGUGCGGAGCCGGGACGGGGCUCCGAGUCCGCUCAUCCCUCAGGCGGCAAGUCCCGCAGGGUCCAACCUGCCUGAAAACCCGCCUGCACUUGGCUCUGAUGAGGGCAGUGGAGGUGGGACGUUCCCAGGGGCUUUUCCAAAGGCAGACGCGCAGCUCCUUGCUCAGGAAAAGUAAAUAGUCCUGGGAAGCGCUGGCAGUCACCAGGAAGGAGGCGUUCUAGAGUUCCGCGUGGCUCGACUGUGGCACACUGGUGGGAAGAGGCCACCAUUUCCCACUGGUAACUUCGUACCGCUGUGCAAAAGGGAAGCGCCACCACACAGAAGCCUCCGUGACCCCAGCUUCGGAGAAGCUCUCAUCUCACUGCAGCCGCUCUGCUGUGUGGACCAGUGGCGCAGCCACCCCGAUCAAGCGCAGUGACUUUCAGGGUUCACUGGUCAUUCUCCACACUCUGCAGCCAUUUCAGUCAACUCUGAGCACAAACUCCAGCCAUUCCCUAUGCAGCGAGGCCUGCCCAGUCAGUGACCCUGCUGGACAGAGCUGAGGCCAUCCUGGGUCCCUGCUGCAGCUACCAUCUUGAUGUCCACCAGAGCAGCCUGGAGCCUGGCCUCCCCGGCACGAGUGGGUGUUCUGAGAGGCCCCCAGUUUGUCCCGUCUGCACCACCGAGAGGUCUCUGGGCGGCCAAAAGAGCAAAGCUACCUUCCAAGUGCCUAUCCUAGCCUGGGAGAACAGAGCAGGAGCGUCGUGCGGCCCACAGCGCAGAGUGCGGUGACGGCACGGAACAACUCCCCUGGACCCUUGCUUGGGCCUGCAUCUGACUCCCAGCUGCAGUCAGAAGCUGAGUCCAGGUAACUAACUGCUCGGCCACUCCUGGUCGCUCCUCCCCGGACACCAAAGUCAGCAAAGACGACGCCGUGAUCACCGCCAGCUUACCAUGUGGUGAACACAACACUUACCAACACCUCCUUGAGGUCAGUCUUCGGCACCGGGGUGGGCAGGCAGGUUUUCUGUGUUUAUGAGACCACACAGGCUUAAGCACAAACGUGGAACCAGAGUUCCAGGUGAGGAAACCUCGCUCACAGAAGCUCAGACCACACCCCACCAGGUAACGUAGUGCGCCCGGGCUGUGGGUGCCAGGAACGAGGGCUAGGGACACGUCAUGAGUGGGAAUCCCCAUGUUCUGUCACCACUGUCUUAUGAAUGUAUUUCCUUAGGAAAACUGUUGUAAAAACUUUUAUUAGGAAGGAUGUCUAUUUAUUUAAUACUGAACUUUGGCCUCCUCUGUGAUAGGAAUUUAGGAAAUCAUUAUUUCUCGCUUCUGUAUUUUCUCAAAACUAAUUUUGUUACAGAGUUGAAUACACUGUGUACUAAUCUAUUGUGAAAGCAAAGAAUUUCAUCAAAACAUUUCAAAUUACAAGUGUGAAAAUUGUGCAUAAUUUUGCAAUUGUAAUAUUAAUUGAACUUUGUGUAAUUCUAAUCACAAAAUGACGUGCCUUAAAUGCCCUCCAGUUGUGGGAUGGCAGUGUCUGGGCAGGGAGGGCCCAUCACCAACCCAUCACCAAACCCUGAACCAUUGCUAGACCACUUCUAUUAAAAACAUUUCAAGGCA